Messenger RNA from Neolamprologus brichardi, 3133 nucleotides. The record is from RefSeq and is a predicted model, not a curated record. Lineage: Eukaryota; Metazoa; Chordata; Actinopteri; Cichliformes; Cichlidae.
UGCAGCAGAAUCGGGUUGACCGCUCCCAGAUGAGUGGCUCCCAGCCAGUUUCUUUUUCCUUCUGUUUUGUAAUUUUUUUCCUACAAAGGAGGGAGGAUCCUGACCUGCGCAGCUCGCUGAGUGAAAACAGCCGACAGUAUCAACAAGCAGAGGACACAAAGUCCUUCUGAGGAGCGGGACUUUUAUAUUUAUAUCCGUUAACCUCUGACAACAAACGGGACAAGUUCACCGUAAGGGAGACAGCAGUUCCCUGUAAUGGUACGUUAAUGGAGCGGUACGGUAACCUUGAUUUGGACCUGGAGUGUCAUGAAGGAGCUGUCUCUCAAAAAGCCUCAUUAUUCAGUGGGAUAUUCAAAAAAUCCUCCAAGUCUAAAGAACUGCUUCCAUCUGCACAGGCUGCCUUGACAUUACAAAAUCCUGAACUGUCUGCCAGCAAUGACAGUUUAACCAGCAAGUCAAAGGAUAAAUCAGGUGUGCUGGGUGGAUUACAGAAACUAUCUCCCAAACCAAGACAUGUGCAGAGGUCUUCGCAGGAUCUAAAGGACGUCUCAGCCAGUAAUGACAAUCUGUCUGAGGACACCAAUGCAAAGGAGGAUUUGUCCACAACCGUUAAGAUCAUAGGCAGCAAUGACAAUCUGCCAGUGAACAGCAACACUAAGGAGACAAGUAGCAGUAUGUUUAAAAAAUCCCCACACCCUCAGGAGGAUUCUGCUGCACCAGAUGAUCUCUCUGGCAGCAAUGACAAAAACCACACAAAGGAUGAUUUGUCUGUCGAUGAUGAACUCCUUGCUGGUAAUGACAGUGCCGUGGAGAAGUCUUCAAAAGGUGGCGUUGCAAAGGUCUUGAGGAGUCCCUUCACCUCCUCCUCUCAGGAUAAGGAAAAGACUGACCACUCAGGAGACUCACAGGAGAACAGUUCUGCCACAGGGAAGCCCAAAACCAAGGAGGAGAAAAGCUCUAACAACAAUGACGAGAAGAAAGUGGACCAUGGAAAUAACCAGCCCACUCAGAAUAGACUGGCUGGGGGAAUGACGAAGCUGAAUCCAUUUCGAUAUGCAAACAAAAAUGAAAAGGAGGCAGGCUCAAUAGAAGAAGAUUUAACUGUCAGCAACAAGAAGUCAUCAGGCCAUAAGCAGAAUGCCGUGGUUGGAGCCAUGUCCAAACUGAUAUCUUUCCGCCAAAAAAAAGACACAGAAGAUGCAGAAACACUCAAGGAGAAUGAAAAAGAAGUGGGAGAAAAAUCAAAACCAGAGGUGAAGGGGACGUCGUCACAUGACAAAGUAAAACCAAGAAGAAGUGAGGAUAACAACGAAGGCAAAGACAUGACCUCCAGAGAGAGGAAAGAAAAACCUGCAAAGCCUCCUGCAGUUCCUGCCCGACCAUCAGAAGAGGAGCUGAACAGAAUAAUUAGACACAGUCGACAAGAGCAGAACAACCAACAGGAUGCAACUGAUGAUGAAGGGCUCAAAGCUGAUGAAGAGUCCGCAUCCAAAGAUGAAAAGAAUGAAGAGGAGGGCAAGGGGAAAAAAGAGGCUGCAUCGGAUGAUGUGGGGCUGAAUGCAGAUGAGGAAUCUGCAUCCAAGGAGGAAACGAAUAAAGAAGAGGUCAAGGAGGAAAUGGAGACCAAAGUCAAGAAAAAAAAGAAGCACAACCCGUUCAUGCCUGAUGUAAAGGCCAAAGUGAUACAGAGACGUGCACAAGAAACAGCCCAAGCAGAGAGUGAAGGUGCGAACAGGUCUGUGUUUGACCAGCUAGAGGACUACCGUAUUGGCACUGCCUCAACUGAACAUAGUAAUGAUGUGGAUCUUAUGGAAUGGUGGGAAACUGUGGAGCAAUGGAAAGACCCACCUCACCAUAAAGACAUGACAGAAAAAGAAGAGGCCAAGGCCUUUGCUUUGACCGCUGAGAAGCUGCAGAAGGGCAUCAGAGUCUUCAACAAACUGUUCACGGAGCGGGCAGAGAGCCUCUGGAAGCAUGUCAUUGACCUCAACAGCAUCGCUGAUGGGCUCGACAAGUUCAGCAAGAACACAAAGAUCGCUCAAAUCACAGGCGGCUCCACCAGCGCCGUUGGGGGCGUCGCCACUGUUGCUGGCCUCGCCCUGGCUCCCUUCACCAUGGGAACUUCCUUGAUUGUGACUGCAGUGGGACUGGGCAUUGCCGCGGCAGGCGGUCUGACAUCAGCAGGUGCCGGCAUCUCCAACCAGGUCAACAACACCAUGGACCGCAAGAAGGUGGAGAAGAUUGUGCAGGACUACCAGGAGAAGAUGGAAGACAUCAACAAGUGCCUGACGUUCAUCAAACAGGGUAUUGAGAACCUGCGAAGGUUCGAUCUGAUCAAGAUGAAGAAUAGCGCAUACAAUCAGGACUUUCCUUCACUUACUAGCAGAUUCUAUGAAGAUGGCGCCAUGGCAGGAAAGGCGAUCCUCCUCAAUGCCAAUGAGAUCAUGCGUUUUGUCCAGUUUGCCCAUGUAGCAGGUAGCACCGCAGCCAGAGCAGUCCAGAUUGCUAGUAUGGCAACCGGUGUGCUUAGUGGACUCUUUGUAGUUAUGGAUAUCUACUUUGUGUCCAAAGACUCCAAAGAACUCAAGAAAGGGGCAAAAUCAGAGUUUGCUGCCAAAAUCAGGGAGGUGGCGCAACAGCUGCACGAUGGUCUGGUGGAGCUGAACUCAAUACAUCAAGAGCUGCAGUUCAACUCACCAGAAAAAGACUCUGAGAAGACCACCAAAGAUCUGGACAGUGAGAAAAAAGAGAAAGACAACAAAGAAAAGAAAGAGAAGGAUGGAAAAGAUUUGAACAGUGAAAAGAAGAACAAUGACAGCUCAGACGAAGAUGAAAUCGACCGCAUUAAAAAAGCCAUCAAAAAGGAUCUUGAGAACAGAGAAUAUGUUUAACACAUAACUAGGAAGUACUUUCAGCUUUGCUUCCUUGUUAAGGGUUAAAGGAAAACUCAGUCCGAUUCCCAAAAGACAAGCAAAUGUUUUGUAUUUUACUAUCUAUGAGGUGGUUGGUGCCAGAUUUUUAAAGUAAAACUGCAAUCAGGCGUAUUUUAAUUGUCCAAAAGGAGCCCUUAAAGGUUAAAAUAUUAAGUUAAAUAUCUAAACAUGAAAUAAAGGAUCCAACUUCUUUAAAGAUG